CACAUGUAUAAUUGUAUUGAAAAAAGAUUAAGAAAGCGUUUUACCUAUAAAGUUUUUACAUAGAGACUAAUUUUAUUAUAAUGCAACUGUGUGUGCUGGUGGUCAUUGUUAAGCAUCCGAAACAAUGUGCUUGCUUUGCGUGGGGUCGUGCAAGGUGUUAAUUUUGCUACUUUAAAUUGGGCUGCUUUGGUGUUUAGUUCGCGCACGCAUCGGUGUUCAUUUUACGGACCGACUCGUAUCGUUCGUUCGCCGUGGUCUCUUCUAUUCAACCGCCUGGCUGCUUUCCUGUCUUAUAGCAUGAAUUAAUGCAUUAGGCGAAAGUCCCAAUUCGCAUAGGCUACUAUCCACGCUAAAUAGUAGGCUAUUAAAGAUUACUAAUCUUGAAUACUAUUCAGGGGGAUAGUAUGUGAAUUGGACACAGAGCAUGGUAAGAUUUGAUCUUCUGAACGAACACGCCCGCUUCACUGAACGACUCUGGUUUGAACAAAACUCACAACGAUAUUGAACGAACAUCAUGUCCGUCGUGUAUCUGUUCCACAUCAGUGAGGAAACGGGAGGAAUGUGUAAAAGUAGCGUAACUGAUGACCACAUAAAGUUAAAUUCUCAAUUGUAAUUUGUGAGGAAACACUAUGAUGUUUAAACACACUUGAUCUGAAGUGACUUAGUCGAUCGAAUCACGUUUUAAUGCAUCAAUGAUUCUAUAACACACAAAAAUAGGCUACUUGUUGCCACCUACUGGCGCAACAGAACAUCGAACAAUUCAAGGUUGAUUUAUUUCAGUGAACUAAAAGGUAUGAAUCUUUUUAGCGAAAAGAAUCAAGAUGCUAUAUUUGCUUGUAUUAAACUCCCAACCAACAUUGCACUGCUCAGAGAACACCAAGACCAAGAAGCAAUUAUUAUUAAUUAGAAUAAAGAAACUAACACAGCGUCUUAAAUUAAGGGCCAGAUCAUAAAAUAAAUAAAUACAUUUACCAUAUUUAAAAAAAUAUAUAAAAUAAAUAUAUAAAAAAUAAUAAAUACAUAAAUAAAUAAGUUCUCAGAUUUUCCCCGGUGUCAUUGAAAUAUCUAAGCUGUUGCUCUGUUUCUAAUAUAACAUAAUUAUGUCUUUGUAUAGGCUACUGAUAAAAAUUGGUGGAAAUGGUUGGUUGCAGUGGCAGCUGGAACUUUAGAAAUGGAGAAGCACGAAUCGAUGGCAAAAAUUGUACUUAGCCUAAUAUCUAUUUAUAAUUAUUUUGGUGUCUGUAAAUUUCCACCAAAGCAACUGCCCAACUAUCAAGUUUACAACUAAAAAGUGAACUUGACAAUGCUGUAUAUUUUUAUAUUUUUACAAAUGCUAAGGCAAAAGACAAAAACUAUGAAUUAAAGACUUUACUGUAGAAAUUAAACCUAAUGCUUUACUCCCUUGCUUCUUGGCUGUGCAUUUUCCCCCCACUGGGCAUGAGUAAAGUUGAAAUAUAACUCCGGCUCUGGAGGUAAAUACCCUUUGCUCCUUUGAGGACAUGAACUUUCACUCACACACUGUAGCAUACACGUGCAAUAGAACUGUCAUGAGAGUGAGCAGCAGGGCCAAAGAAGAGUAAACUGACUUAUGUUACAACUUGACCAUGAUUUAGCAUGUCAUGUUUUCAAGGUAGAAAAUAUUACAGAGCUUAUAUAAUGAAACUGGGCUGGCUUCCAGAAAAAAGUUGAUUGAAUUCAUUAUAUAUUUUCUCAUGUAAAAGCACUCAUGAUAAUCUCAUUGACUCCCAGUGAAUCAUUGCUGUAUAACUGAAAUCUACGUUGUUCUACUGCUUGUUUUUUUUAUGGAAGAUAUUCCAGGCCAGAAUGUACCAAUCCUUUACAUUAUGUUCAUUUAUUGCAUUUUAUUGUUGCUAAUUUAAUAAACUCAUAAGCAAUGAAGUUGACUACCACAGCUUGGUUAUUGCACAGCUUGGUUAUUGGGUGUAUAGCAAUACACAAUAAAGCACUAAAUAAAUGCCUCAUUCAUUCAUUCAUUCAUUCAGUAGAGCAUGGUGCUAGCAACAUCAAAGCCAUGGGGUCAAUUCGAAUGAAUGAAGUCGCUUUGGAUAAAAGCAUCUGCCAAAAGCAUGUAAAUGUUUGGUAAAAAUACUUUAAUUUGAUGGAAUUGUGGCAGUUCUGAUUCUGUACCACAGUUGUAACGUUAAAUAGUAGUUCAUUAACUACACUGGAAAUCCUCUUUUCCCUAUUAAAGACUGACUGACCCUUCACUUACAUUACAGUAUUUGUGUCUUGUCAUGCACAUUGAGUUUGAAGGAGAGUAAGCUGUACUUGUACUUAUUUGACUUAUCUUACACUCAACAAAGGCUGACCUGGUAAUGAUUUUGCAGUCUACAUUUUCAUGGGUGCCAUGAACGGACAGUUUUUUCAGUCAUGUGGCCAUAUCUUGAUAACCCUUCUACUCACGACUGUCACAGAUGUUCAAAGCGGGAAGGUUCUUGUCUUUCCUGUGGAUGGCAGUCACUGGGUCAACAUGAACAUUUUGGUGGAGGCACUUCAUGCCAAAGGUCACAGCAUUACAGUUAUUCGGAUGGCAGACAGCUGGUACAUCAAAGAAUUCUCACCUCACUACACAUCAGUUACUAUAAAUUCUCCAGGAGGAUUUGAUGAAGAAUUCUUAGAGACGUUUGCAUUCAGACUUAUGAAAAUCCUGAGGGAAGGUUCCACCUGGGCUCGUCUGAAGCUGGAGAUAGAGACGUGGCAAGGUACUUUUGAGCUGACUAAAGUAGAAUGUGAGAUGAUAAAGAGUAUGAUGGAAGACCAGCAGCUAAUACAGUCUUUUAGGGAUGCCAAGUAUGAUUUGCUUCUUACAGAUCCACUCUUGUUUGGAGGUGUUCUUUUGGGCCACUUUCUGAAGCUGCCCAUUGUCUAUAAUAUCCGUUGGACGAUGUAUAGUGAAGCACAUUUUGCGAUAGCUCCUUCUCCACUUUCUUAUGUUCCUUUUCCGAUGGUGGAGUUAUCAGACCGCAUGAGCUUUUUUCAAAGAGUGAAAAAUGUAGUGAUGUACACUGUAGCUGAAGCUAUGGGCGUUUUACUGUUUGCUCCAAAUUAUGAUGCACUUUGCGAACGGUUCAUUGGCCCAGGAGUGUCCUUCCUUACCUUAGUUCAGAGUGCUGAUCUGUGGCUCCAUAGAGUUGAUUUUAUUUUUGAAUUCCCGCGUCCCACUAUGCCAAACAUUGUCUACAUGGGAGGUUUUCAAUGCAAGCCAUCAAAGCCUCUUCCCCGAGAUCUGGAGGACUUUGUGCAGAGCUCUGGUGAUCAUGGUGUCAUCAUCAUGUCUCUGGGCACUCUCAUUGGUCAGCUUCCUGAUGAUGUGGCUGAAGCGAUUGCUGAAGCUUUUGCAGAACUUCCACAGAAGAUCAUCUGGAGGUACAAAGGAAAGCAACCAUCUGCUCUAGGAAACAACACCCUUAUGAUGGACUGGAUGCCUCAGAAUGAUCUUCUGGGUCAUCCUAAGACCAGAGCCUUUGUGGCACAUGGAGGAACCAAUGGGAUUCAAGAAGCCAUUUACCACGGGGUACCAAUCAUUGGAUUUGGGCUGAUUUUUGACCAGCCUGAUAAUCUUGCAAAAAUGAGAGUACGAGGUGUAGCCAAGAAUGUAGACUUUGCCACAGUGGAUAAGGACUCCUUCCUCAAAACUGUUAAAGAGGUCCUUUAUGAUCCCUCUUAUCGGGAGAACAUGCAGAGGCUCUCAAGGCUUCACAAGGACGUUCCAGUGAAACCUCUGGACAACGCCAUCUUCUGGAUUGAGUUUGUUAUGAGGCACAAAGGUGCUGCUCACUUGCGCACAGAGUCUUACAAAAUGCCCUGGUACUCUUAUCACUCUGUUGAUGUCAUACUGUUCCUGCUUUCUGCUGUGUCUCUCAUAAUCAUGAGCAUAUAUGCUGUAAUCAGAUAUUUCUGCUGUAGAAUAUGCUUAAGAAAAACAAAAAACAAACUUGAAUGAAUUGUUUUUUUGUUUUUUUAUUCAGGUAAUAAGCAACUCUAGGUGAGGCAUUUCCUGUAUAUCUAUGACAAAAGCUUUGAAUCGAUAUGAUAUUAAUUUCAUAUGGUGAUCUAUAGAUGUUGAUUUACUGGUUUGUGCACGUUUAAAUUUGUGUUACUGUUUUAGAACCUAUUCUGUAUUUCAAAAAUGAAUUAUGUCAGGUGCACCAUGGUUUUUAUUUAUAUUUAACUGAUCUCAUUUAGGUUUUGUUUUUCCUUUUAUGCUAUUAUUUCACCAUUUCAUGCAUGACCUAAAGGUGUGUUGUACCACUCUGAAUUAAACUUUUGAAUUGAACAGAAAUAAUGUAACUAAUAAUAAGAACUGUUUUAAUGCCUUAGCCUUUCAUUUAUCAGGUGAGCAAAGUUCAUUAUAAAUUAAAACACACACACACACACACACACACACACACACAAAACUAUUCAGCAAAAUACAUACAAUGCCACAAGCAUAGUUCAACUGAUUCCCAAAUGAAUUAUGACAUGAUUCUUUUUAGUGAAUCAAUGCAUUGUGACCAGGGUAUUCCAACCAAAUCUCAAACAAACGACUUCUUGGAACUGGUUCUUUUUAGUGACUUGCACACAUGCAGCUGACAACUUACCAUAUUAUGUUGCACUCAAACCUCAUUAAGCUUUAAUAGAUUAAUGUUUGUUGUUUGUAUGACAGUAUUACCUUAAAAAUGCACAUACAUUUUGUCAUCAGUAGCUAUUUUGAAAGAAUGUAUAAAUUAAUUAAACAUUUGACCAAUUUUUUUGAUUGUUUAUUUUGAUAAUCAUUUUUAUUUCAAAUGUUUAUAUGUAACAUAUAAAACAUGUACAGGAAAUCAAUUGAAUUUAGAGAAUCAGUUUGAUUUAAAGUUCUAUCGGGCAUUUCACAUGAUUUUUUAUGUAAUGAAAAUAAAAUAAAAUAUUUUGUUAGAGUAAGCACUGUUGUUUUUCAUUAUAUUUGCAACCUUGACCGUGUUUGUGCCAAAGACACUCUGGUCUUUCCUGUAAAAUGCUCUAUAUGUAGUCUAAUCCUCUUAUUCUAUAGUGUUGAUAUGAAGUACUGACCAUUUAAGUAGCUGCAGUGCACUAAGCUAGUCAACAUCCAGGUAAUUACACAACAAAAUUCUAAAUGGUAGCUCAUUAACUAGGGCUUUGCAGGUAAAUGCCCUUUGCCCCGUUAAAGACAGUUAAAUGAGCAUUAUCAGCAUGCACAACGAGACCAAAGGAGAGUAAAUGCCUGUAGUUUUGUGACUUACGCUACACUCAAGGCUGACCUGGUAGUGAUAUUGCAUGCUACGUGGAUUUGAAUGGCAUCUAGUAAACACAAACCAGGAUUGUUUGGCAUCAUCCCCAUUAUCCUUCACCCAGACAACAUGCAGGCUAUUUCUGGCAAACAUAAGAGAGGAAACGACAAUGUCUGAACAUCAGCAGUCUCAGCAGGUUACCAUGACAGCCUGAGGGUAGCAGCUCCUUCUCUCUCUCUCUCUGUGUGUGUGUGUGUGUGUGUGUGUGUGUGUGUAUCUCAAUGUCCUUCAAAGGGUGCUCUGUCCACUUAAAUAGGACAAACUUCCUUUUCUCUCUCACUCUCUCUAUCUUUCCUUGAGCACUUUCACCCCAUUAGUCAUUCUAAAAAAUGAGUAUUUAAGAUGUGUGAAAACUGGGCUAAAAAAUCCGGACACAUUAAAGUUUCUCCAUUGCUCACAUAUGCAUCUAUUUUCAGAAACAAAACUGCUGCACAGUGAGAAAUGCUGCCCCCCAAAGGAUGGCGUGCAUUUGUUUAUAUUCAGUCUCAGAGCUGUUUUUGCAUAUGUGUGUAUGCUAGAGUAGACUAGAGUAUUACUCCCAACAAUAAUGUCUGUCAGAAUAUGGAUACACAGCGUAAUGUAGCAGGGAUUUUGAUGAAUGUUUAAGUCCACUGAAGUAAGUAAUUACAGCUGUUCCCCAUCCCCCUCAGAUUUAAACCGUGACACACAUGCGUGCGGGAUGCUGGAAAUGUCCUUCAGUCGUUCGUCAUGCUUUUCAGACAAACUGAAACCGAUUCAGUGAGGGGCCAUCGACCACAGUAAACAUAUAAAAUGGGAUUUAAUAUAAACCUUGAAAUAGACAAAAAAUAAAAAUAAAAAUGGUGUGUUUCUAGAGAAAAACAGUUCACUAGAACAUUAUGGCUUUAUUGUGAUUAAAAACUGUAUCUUUGGUUUAAUCAAAUUAAUUAUGAGAUUUGUAGCUUAAUUCAAUGGAUUAGUUACACUUUAUCACAUAUAUCAAUAUUUUCUAUAAAAUAAUUUAAAAAUAGCACACAAUUGUGGCAAACAGAGCAUGAAUGGACAUUACAAAAAGACACUUUAGCGACAGCUUUUACAGAGGUUUGAUGCCUUCAUAUAUGGAAAAAAAGUGUUUUUCUCUAGCCGCCUGUGAGAAAAGUCUGGGCCAGGAUCGUGUGGUACUGCAAUUGCUGUCUAAAUUGAUAUCUUGAGUUUAAAAGCAUGAAUUAAUUGUUUCUACUUAACCAAAAAUAUCUUAAACAAAAUGUUUACAUGUUUGUUUACAGUUAACUAAAAUUAAAAUCAUUAAAAAAAAAAGGUUACCAAGAAAACAUUUUUCGUUUUCAUUUAUUCAUAUACUGUAUAACUAAAACUGAAAUGAAAAUGAGUAAAAACUAUACAGACAAUUAACAAAAAUCAAUAAAAAUGACAAAACCACAACAAAAUUAUUAACAUUUUAGCUAAAAUAUAAAUGGAAAAUAAAAAAAUAAAAAAAAUCGAAUAAACGCUAUAAAAGUAUCUCAGUGAUAACACUGGUGAAGUCACAGACAUCCGAUGUAAAUAUUUGCAACUCAAACGUCAUUUAGAAGUCGACUCCCCUCUGAAUCACACUUAUGGUGUGUCCUCAUUUAGACGUUUAUUAGCUAAAUAAAUGUGUGCACUGCAGGAGAGCGAGAGAGCGUGAAAACGCUUGUACGUGGAGAUGAGAUAAGACAUCAGCUGCCUCUUGAUCCUUUUGUUUGCUCAUGAACUCAAGGGUGUUGAAGAACGUUGAUGGCUUUCUGCAUGUAACAAACACACACGUAUGCAUUACACAUCUCACUGCCCUCACCAUCAACUUCUCAUUUGCAUCUCAUUAAUUAUUCAGAAAAGCUUCAUAAAUAUGCAAACUCAAUUCUUACUCUAACUCAUUUGCUUUAUGCCAUCUGGCCAUUAAGCAACUUCUAAACAGUUCAUUUAGAGAGCCAUCCACGCACGCACAGGCAGACAGGUAGCUUCCUGCAUCCAAUUUACAUACACAAACCACACAGACUUGCUGAUCCAGCUGAAGAGAAGACCACCAAGGUCAAGGCGUCUCUUCCUUUAUUCCCAUCAGCUCUCGUUCUCUCUAUCUCUGUCUUAUCUCGCCUCUUACUACCUAUUGCACAUAUUUAAGGAGUGUUUCUCAUUCUUAUGCUAGUUUUAACGCUACUAUCACAUCUCUUUUUCUCAGGAUAUGUUUGUAAUAGUGCGAGAAGUGUUGUAGUAUGCUAUUUCUGCAGUGUGCAGUAUGUGUGCUGUGCAGUGCAUACUAUCAUUAAACACCAGGAUGUAUGCCAGAAUAUACAGUAUGCACAGAGUACUGAAUCCCACAAUGCAGUGCACUUGACUUCACCUUCCAUUUCCGAAUUAAAUGGAAAUGCAGCGAUUCUAGCGAAUUAACCAGAAAUUAUAUUAGCUGCUAUUUUAACAUUUCCAUCCUGAGUCUUUACACAAAAUUGGAUUAAAAAUGCAGGGCAGUCAUUUAAUUUUCAAGGUGAUAACUGGAUGGCACACAGUGAAUUAAAGGAAUACCUCACCCAAAAAUGUCCUUACCCUCAGGCUAUCCAAGAAAUUUUGCAUUACUUUACUCACUCACCAGUAGAUCCUGUGCAAUGAAUGGGUGCCGUCAGAAUCAGAGUUCAAACAGCUGUUUGGACUCAUUCUGACGGCCUAAGGGAGACUUAAUAUCAACAAAUUUACAUUUUUAGGUGAACUAGUCCUUUAAACAUACAACGUGGUGGUUGUGUGACAAUGUUGCAUACUGCUGUUUGGUACAUUUAUCUGUUUUAAACGUAUUAUAUUGCAUUUCUCACUGCAGAUGUACAUUAAAAAUGUAGAUUACAGUGUAUAUUGAGCAGAAACAUUCUCUCUCCACACACACUCAUACUCUUUCAUUACUAUCCUAGCAAUCAUAAUCUCUGAUUGCAUGUGUGUCUGUGAUUAUAUAAACUUUCAAAUAUGUAAAAUAUACAUUCUAUGGCAAGGACAGAUGAAAGUAGAUUGUAAUUCUAAUUAUGGAUUUGAAUGUGCAUAGAAACAAUACACAAUCAUGCAUAUUUGAAAGCAUGGAAAUUGGACAAUUAUAAUCUAUAGGUCACAUUUAUUUGUGUGAAUACAUAUGUGAUAGAGGAAAAUUGUGAGUGUUUGUGUAUGCAUAAUCUGAUUACACUUAAUGACCUCACAAUGUUUAAAGGUCUUGAAAACACCUUAAGCUGUGUUCAUUUAUCAGAAGAAGGUCAUAAACGUUUGACCGAACUACAGUAGAUUACAGAAGAUUUUUCCAUUUUGCUAUGAAAAAUUUUACUACAUUCUGGCUACCGUCUAAUUGAAUGUGUGUAUGUGCGCAUUGCCAAAUAAUCAUAUUGUUUCAAUAAUAAAUAAAGACUUUUUAAUGAC
Messenger RNA from Onychostoma macrolepis, 8666 nucleotides. RefSeq names its product UDP-glucuronosyltransferase 2C1-like. The record is from RefSeq and is a predicted model, not a curated record. The transcript has 5 exons. Bases 2360 to 3964 code for a protein of 534 amino acids. NCBI's taxonomy places the organism in Eukaryota, Metazoa, Chordata, Actinopteri, Cypriniformes, Cyprinidae. Gene Ontology annotation, molecular function: UDP-glycosyltransferase activity.